Jatropha curcas is the source of this 1215-nucleotide messenger RNA. Its product is annotated as fasciclin-like arabinogalactan protein 12. Gene Ontology annotation, biological process: plant-type secondary cell wall biogenesis. Gene Ontology annotation, cellular component: plasma membrane. The record is from RefSeq and is a predicted model, not a curated record. Lineage: Eukaryota; Viridiplantae; Streptophyta; Magnoliopsida; Malpighiales; Euphorbiaceae.
CACACAUCAACCCACUUUGACAUUUGCAAUUAUUACUUAAUUAUAUUUAUUAACUGUUGUUCUUCUUUUUCUAUCUCUACAAAAAAUGAACCUCCAAUCUUUCUUCUCAUUUUCACUUCUCCUAAUUCUCUUCCUCCAUUCCACCAAUACCCUCGCUCAAUCACCAGCAACAGCUCCGGUUCAACCACCUCCGCUUGCCCCGGUACAACCACCGCCAGCACCACCAGUACAAGCACCAUCAGCACCGGUAACAAAAUCACCAGGCCCCACAGAUGUAGUAAAAAUCCUUGAAAAAGCCGGUCACUUCACCAUCUUAGUCCGGCUACUAAAAUCGACCCAAGAGGAUUCAGAAUUACUUUCGGAGCUAAACAAUACAAAUAAUGGAGUAACAAUUUUUGCUCCAAACGACAAUGCGUUUUCAAAUCUCAAAGCAGGCACUUUAAAUUCUCUGUCCGACAGUCAAAAAGCUGAGCUACUGAAAUUUCAUAUAAUUCCUACAUUUAUAUCAUUAUCUCAGUUUCAGACAGUAAGUAAUCCUGUAAGAACACAAGCAGGGACAGGUGGACGGCUGGAUCUUAAUGUUACUACAGUUGGUAGUUUUGUUAAUAUAACUACAGGACUUACUAAUGCAAGUGUUUUAGGAACUGUGUAUACAGAUAAUCAGCUAGCAAUUUAUCAGGUUGAUAGGGUUUUACUUCCUUUGGAUGUAUUUACCCCGAAGCCUCCUGCUCCAGCUCCGGCGCCGGCAACCGAAAAGUCUGGUGGCAAGAAAGAUCCUGAUUUGGAGAGUCCCACCGGUAAUGUUAAUCCUAAGGAUAAAGAUACUAUUUCUAGUGCAGAAAAUUUUACUGGGCAUAACAAUUUGGGUUUUCUUGCAGUAUUUGUUUUAUUAGGAACCGUUCUUGGGUGGUUUUGAUUUUCUUUUUGAGUUUUUUUUUGAAUAAUUUCUGCGGAUUUUUGGAGACCGUUGGAUGGUGAUUGGUGGGUGUGAUUUUGAAUAAUUUGUUCUUUUUCUACCAUCUAUACAAGUGUAUAUUCAUGGAAGAUCAUCAUGCACAGACCGCAUAAAGUGAACGUUUGAUCACGAAGGAGAAGAUGAAGGAAAUAUUAUCGAGUUUUAUCAUCAUUAAUUUGUUUUGAUAAUUAUUUGAAUUGUGUUUGGUAUAAUUGUUAUUCUAAUUAUCUGAAUAAAAAAUUAGCCUUUCUUUUCUUUUA